Oreochromis niloticus (Nile tilapia) is the source of this 1855-nucleotide messenger RNA. Its product is annotated as C-X-C chemokine receptor type 2. Gene Ontology annotation, cellular component: membrane; external side of plasma membrane. The coding region runs from base 391 to 1344 and encodes 317 amino acids. The transcript has 2 exons. Gene Ontology annotation, biological process: neutrophil chemotaxis; calcium-mediated signaling; positive regulation of cytosolic calcium ion concentration. The record is from RefSeq and is a predicted model, not a curated record. Gene Ontology annotation, molecular function: C-C chemokine receptor activity; C-C chemokine binding. NCBI's taxonomy places the organism in Eukaryota, Metazoa, Chordata, Actinopteri, Cichliformes, Cichlidae.
UGUUCCCACCUGUCGCCCAGCCUCGUUAUCCUGUGUGUGUAUGUGUAUUUAAGUCCUCAGUCUCCCUCUUGUUGUUGUGAUCUCUCUCUCCAGCUGUGUGUUCUCCCAGUUAGUUUGGUUUCGAGUUCCUCACAGUUUGAGGAACCAGACAGCGAAACUAAAUUACAAAAAUAUUGCUAAGUUACAAAAUACAAAACCCAGUCUUGCCUGCUUCACACAUAUGGCAGAAACAGGAAAUGUGUUUGCAAAGCUGUUGCUAUCUGCACGAAUUCUACUUGGUGUAGUACAAAAAGGGAUGUCACAGAGAAAUCAGGGUUUAUUGUCCUUUUGCUCUCUUUGCUGUUUUUCUUGUCUCCUUUGUGAAUUUUUGAUCGUCUGCUGCACAUAGCCAUGUCAAUUUUCUAUGCCUUUGAAGAUUAUUUCUUUUGGAACAAUGAUUCCUAUAAUUACAACGAAUCCAGUGGAUCAUUCUCUCCAGAUCCAGAUACCUUAAUGUGUGAAUAUGAACCUCUGGAACCUACAGCAGUUGUGAUCCUGUAUGUCAUCUUCACAGUCAUCUCUGUAUUGGCCAUACUCGGAAACCUGCUGGUAGGAUGGGUGAUCAGAACCAGCCAAGAAAUUUUGGCUCCAUCAGAUGUGUACCUGUUCCACCUGACCAUAGCAGAUGGACUGCUGGCUUUAACGCUUCAAUUCUGUGUUGCAGCACUAACUCGAGGAUGGCUCUUAGGAGACUUCCUUUGGAAACUCCUCCACAUCGUCAUGGACGCAAACUUCUACACCAGCAUCAUCUUCCUCACCUGUAUUAGCAUCGAUCGUUACCUUGUGAUUGUGCACGCCAGGGAGACACUCAAGAGUCACCAAAAGAAUUGCAGCAGGAUCCUUUGCACAGUGGUGUGGGUUUUCGGUUGUGCCCUUGCUGUGCCUGCUCUUUUCAUUCACUUUGAUAGCUUUGACAUCGGCAUCUCUACAGCAUGGAGGCUCACGAUUCAGGGGUUCAUUCAUGUUUUUGGCUUUUUGGUCCCUGCGAUUGUCAUGAUCUCCUGCUACAGCAUCACUGUUUCACGGCUGCUGCUCACUCGUGGUUUCCAGAAGCACCGAGCCAUGCGGGUGAUCAUAACCAUCGUGAUUGUGUUUCUGCUCCUCUGGACACCAUACCAGAUAACCAUGGUGAUAGACAUACUGCUGUGGGCUGAUGUGGUGCAGUAUGACUGUGAUAUGAGGAGGUCGUUAAAUACAGCCUUGGUUGCAACCCACUGCCUGGCUCUGCUGCACAGCUGCAUCAACCCUUUCCUCUAUGCCGUUGCAGAAGAGAAACUCAGGAAGAAGAUGAAACUGCUUCUUUAGAGAAAAGACAGAUGGGAAAUUAUGUGACGCUCAAAAUUCAGGAGGUCAACAUGUCAGUAGAUUAAUCUCAAGGUCAUAGUGAUAAUAAUGCUAUUUAAACUAUGUUUCUUACUGCCAUUUUUUGUAAUGAUAACAAAUAACAAAUAUUGAGAAGUAUUAUACGGGGUCUCUAAAUAUGUCACACUUGACCUCUGACCCCACUUUUACAUUUCACAUCUGCCUUUCUUUCAAGUUGACCCCAAAAUCUGUUAUUUUUACUACACUUUAAAUUUUAGAGUAUGUGGUAGAAGAAGAAAGACAACAAAAUGGACAUACACAAAAUACAAUACUAUUUCUCUAAAAGUAAAUGUUGCUCAGGGAGUGAGCUGCCUUGGCUAAAGUUUGGGUUUCCUGAGUGCUUCUUGCUUAUUACUGUCAUCAUCACUAGUUGUAGUUGUACAAACUAUCCAGCAGAUGGCAAUGAAGAACAAGACGUUGUAUAGACAAAUAUGUGACGUUAGAAAAAUGAGAA